Euleptes europaea (tarantolino) is the source of this 767-nucleotide messenger RNA. It is a transcript of the gene UCHL3, whose product is annotated as ubiquitin C-terminal hydrolase L3. The record is from RefSeq and is a predicted model, not a curated record. The transcript has 7 exons. Lineage: Eukaryota; Metazoa; Chordata; Lepidosauria; Squamata; Sphaerodactylidae. Gene Ontology annotation, cellular component: cytoplasm. Gene Ontology annotation, molecular function: cysteine-type deubiquitinase activity. Bases 51 to 635 code for a protein of 194 amino acids. Gene Ontology annotation, biological process: protein deubiquitination; ubiquitin-dependent protein catabolic process.
UCAAGCAGCUAGGGAUACAUCCCAGCUGGCAAUUUGUAGAUGUCUACGGAAUGGAUCCGGAGCUACUCAGCAUGGUGCCAAGACCUGUCUGUGCCGUUCUGCUACUAUUUCCAGUAACCGAAAAGUACGAAACGUUCCGGACGGAAGAGGAAGAGAGAAUAAAAUCUCAGGGACAAGAAGUCAAACCCUCAGUAUAUUUCAUGAAGCAGACCAUCAGCAAUGCCUGCGGGACAAUUGGUCUUAUACAUGCCAUUGCGAACAACAGGGACAAAAUUAACUUUGAAGCGGAGUCGUCGCUAAAAAAGUUCCUGGAUGUUUCUGUGUCCAUGAGCCCUGAAGAGAGAGCCAAAUAUCUAGAAACCUAUGAUGCUAUUCGUGUUACUCAUGAGUCCAGUGCCCACGAAGGUCAGACUGAGGCACCUAGUAUAAAUGAAAAGGUAGAUCUCCACUUCAUUGCAUUAGUAAGCGUUGGCGGCAGCCUCUAUGAGUUGGAUGGACGGAAGCCAUUCCCAAUAAACCACGGGCGGACAAGUGAUGAAACGUUCUUAGAGGAUGCAAUAGAAGUAUGCAAGAAAUUCAUGGAGCGUGAUCCAGACGAAUUAAGAUUUAAUGCAAUUGCUCUGUCAGCAGCCUAAGUUAUUCUUAAGUGGUGGUGAAAAAACCCUGUGUGUCUAAGUAUUGUAACAAUUAUGCUUUUUUGCCAUGAUUACACUUUUGAUACCUCCCAAGUAACAUGUUGAUGCAGAUUAAAAUUCUGAUUUGUCCUA